UCGCGAUCCGGAUACAAAGCAGCCAAGGCUUGUUGCUGAGAUCACGAUCAAUCAAAACAAGCUAUCGGCUAACAAAAUUGAUAAGGGGGCAGAUGUGAUGGUACCAUGCCAGAUCGUUUGUUUAGUUACGUUUGUAGUUAUUCAAGCUCUACAUGAUAAUGCCUUCGAAACAGAGUUUUCGUCCUUCGACGAAUUACUUCAGCGUCCAAACUUGGAAGAUGUUGAUUGCAUUGAACUUAGGUGGAAGGAUGAGAUGC
Neurospora tetraspora is the source of this 257-nucleotide messenger RNA. RefSeq lists its product as uncharacterized. Lineage: Eukaryota; Fungi; Ascomycota; Sordariomycetes; Sordariales; Sordariaceae. The annotation marks the transcript as partial. The record is from RefSeq and is a predicted model, not a curated record. The transcript is spliced from 2 exons.